Messenger RNA from Astrephomene gubernaculifera, 2325 nucleotides. Lineage: Eukaryota; Viridiplantae; Chlorophyta; Chlorophyceae; Chlamydomonadales; Astrephomenaceae. The record is from the annotation of a GenBank genome assembly.
GAUGAAAAGGCGUGUGCAGGAUUACCUUCCGCUCAGAAAUGGCUUAAGGCCGCUCGCUUCGGCGGACAAAUAGGGCUUUUUUGCGUGUUGCUUUGUAUCAUAUUAAAGGUUGAUUUAUAAUAAUGCACUCGUUAAACUUCUUCGGCACGCUGCUACCUGGAAAGACGCAGCGGUCCUUGCUCGCAGCUUGCUUCGGCCAACUGCCAUCGCUACGACUCCUGCCGACGACAACCUUGCCGCUGCAGCAAUCCACAUCGGCUGCCCCACAGCCCCCAUUCCAAGCGACAUCAUUAAAACCGCUCCAUAGCAGCUUUGCAGAUGAGGAAAAGCGCAGUUGCUCAGCAGCAUCAACGUCACCGUUCCCUCACUACUCCUCAGCGAGUCUACGGCUUGCAGCUUUUUCAGCGGCACCGCCAACCUCCUUAACGGUCCCCGCCGCCCCCUUCUCCCUCUCUUCCUCCUCCCCGCUCGCGGCCCGUUCAGCUCGCGCUUUGUACGGCACAACACCGCCUGCCUUCCCAUCUCCAUCCUUUUCCACCUUCUCCUCCUCCUCCUCCUCCUCCUCCUCAGCCGCCGCCGCCGCAGCAGCACCUCCUGCCCACCCUCCUCCUGCCCGCCGUUCCCCCAGUCCCGCCCUGCGCGCCCGUCUGGCCGCCCUGCUGCCCGGCCGCGUGUCCGAGGCGCGGGAUGUGCUGACUCAGCACGGCACGGACGAGUCGUACCACGAGCCCCUGCCGCCGGACCUGGUGGUGUGGCCCGAGAGCACGGAGGAGGUGGCGGCGGUGGUGGCCGCAUGCGCCUCCGAGCGCACCCCCGUGGUGCCGUACGGGGCGGGUACCUCCAUCGAGGGACACGUGGGGGCGCUGUACGGCGGCGUGUGUGUGGAUCUGAGCCGCAUGGACCGGGUGCUGGAGGUGAAUGUGGAGGACAUGGACUGCAGGGUGCAGGCGGGCGUCACCCGGCGGCAGCUCAACUCCCACCUGCGCGGCAGCGGGCUGUUCUUCCCUGUGGACCCGGGGGCGGACGCCAGCCUGGGCGGCAUGGCGGCCACACGCGCCAGCGGCACCAAUGCGGUGCGGUACGGCACCAUGCGGGAGGCGGUGAUGGGCGUCACGGCGGUGCUGGCGGAAGGCCGCAUCCUGCGCACGGGUCGGCGCUGCCGCAAGUCCUCCGCCGGCUUCGACCUGACGGCGCUGCUGGUGGGCAGCGAGGGCAGCCUGGGGAUCAUCACGGAGGUGUCUCUGCGGCUGCACCCGCUGCCUGAGAAGGUAGCAGCAGCGGUUGUCACCUUCCCCGAACCCGGGGACACCGGCAGCACCACCAACAACAGUGAAGGAGCAGCAUCCUCCGGAGGUGGCAGUGCUGGGGGUCUGCGUGGAGCGGUGGAAUGCGUUGUCGCGCUGAUGGGGUGCGGGGUGCCGCUAGCUCGGGUGGAGCUGCUAGAUGAGAUGAGCAUGCGGGCCGUCAACCAGUACUCGGGGACGUCCUUCACACCCGCCCCCACGCUGUUCUUCGAGUUCCACGGCUCCCCCGCAGCGGUUUCGGAGCAGGCUGAGCUGGUGGGCAGUAUCGCGCGGGAGUACGGCGGAUCCGGAUUCGAGUGGGCCACCAACGAGGAGGAGCGAGCCAGGCUGUGGAGCGCUCGUCACACCGCCUACUGGGCUGCCAUCAGCUUGCGGCCAGGGUGCAAGGGUUUCCCCACGGACGUGUGUGUGCCCAUCUCGCGCCUGCCGGAGUGCAUCAUGGAGAGCCAGCGGGACGCAAAGAGGGCAGGCCUGCUAGCGCCGCUGGUGGGCCACGUGGGCGACGGCAACUUCCACAUGAUGCUGGUGGUGGACCCACGGGUCGGCACCGAGCUGCGGGCGGCGCGCAGGCUGGUGCGCCGCAUGGUGCACCGAGCGCUGGGCAUGCAGGGCACCUGUACGGGCGAGCAUGGUAUCGGGUACGGCAAACUGCCUUACAUGCUGGCCGAGCACGGUCGGGUUCCGCUGGAGGCGAUGCAUGCGAUUAAGGCUGCAUGGGAUCCGUACGACAUACUAAACCCAGGGAAGCUGGGCAGUCGGCCUGACGUGUUGGAAAUGCUUGCCGCGGAGGAUGAGCAGGACGAGCGUGAGGGGGAGGGGGAAGUGGAGAACAGUGUAGCAAGAUGAGUUGUGGGGAGGAGAAGGAGCAAGCAACAGGAGGUCGCGCAAGGGGAUACCGGUAUUAGAAACAUCGUACAACCGUUACAGGUGGAAGUAUAGAACAAUAUUCAGUGCUAAUGCCUUUACUUAUGUAACGGUAACGGGUAGGAUGGCGGGAACACGUUGAAGAUGGGGGAAUUGC